AAAACUAAAAUGUCAGGGUUCCCAUCAGAUUUAGAUUUAUACCAGAUUCAGUUGAAAAAUAUGACAGAAGUCGCCAUGUUUAUAUUGAUGAGCUUCACAGAUGAUUCUGAGGUACAAGUCUUCCUGUUUUUGCUCUUUCUAGCAAUCUAUCUUUUUACUCUGAUAGGAAAUUUGGGACUGGUUGUAUUGGUCAUUGAGGAUUCAUGGCUCCACAACCCCAUGUACUAUUUUCUGAGUGUGUUAUCAUUUUUGGAUGUCUGCUAUUCUUCAGUUGUCACCCCAAAAAUGCUGAUAAAUUUCCUGUCAGAGAAUAAAGCCAUUUCACUCCCUGGAUGUGCAGCCCAGAUGUUUCUGUUUGUUACUUUUGGGACCACAGAAUGCUUUCUCUUGGCUGCAAUGGCAUAUGAUCGCUAUGUAGCAAUCUACAACCCUCUGCUGUAUUCAGUUAGCAUGUCACCAAGGAUCUAUGUGCCACUCAUCAUUACUUCCUAUCUUUGUGGCAUUUUAUAUGCUUCUGUACACACUGUGGCCACUUUUACUCUGUCUUUCUGUGCAUCCAAUAAAAUUCAACACGUUUUUUGUGACAUCCCUCCUCUCCUCGCUAUUUCUUAUUCUGACACUCACACAAACCAGCUUCUACUCUUCUACUUGGUGGGCUCUAUUGAGAUAGUCACUAUCCUGAUUGUCCUGAUCUCUUAUGCUUUCAUUCUGGUGGCCUUUCUGAAGAUGCAUUUUGUUGAAGGGAGACGAAAAGUCUUUUCUACGUGUGCUUCUCACCUAACUGGAGUGACAAUUUAUCAUGGAACAAUCCUCUUUAUAUAUGUGAGACCAAGUUCCAGCUACUCUUUAGACCAUGACAUGAUAGUGUCAACAUUUUACACUAUUGUGAUUCCCAUGCUGAAUCCCAUCAUCUACAGUUUAAGAAACAAAGAUGUAAAAGAAGCAAUGAAAAAAUUGCUUAAGAAAAUUUGUUUCAUAAGGUUUUAG
Molecule: messenger RNA, 987 nt
Organism: Diceros bicornis minor
Lineage: Eukaryota; Metazoa; Chordata; Mammalia; Perissodactyla; Rhinocerotidae
Product: olfactory receptor 5T1-like
Exons: 1
Coding region: 10-987 (325 amino acids)
Biological process (GO): G protein-coupled receptor signaling pathway; sensory perception of smell
Cellular component (GO): membrane
Molecular function (GO): G protein-coupled receptor activity; odorant binding; olfactory receptor activity
Source: RefSeq, a predicted model, not a curated record